AUGGAUUUGAAAACUAGCUACAAUGGUACCCCAUUGAAUCCAAUAUACGCUGGCAGUGGAGCGAUUGCCACGAUAUCGAAAGACGGAGAUAUACUUGCUUGUCCGAUGCUGGAUGAGAUAAAUGUCAUUCAGCUGCUACCGACUCGAAAGAUACUGCAUACGAUUGAAAAUGAUGAUGAACAAGAAAUAACUGCGUUGAAAUUAACCGCGGAUGGCCGAUACCUGUGCUUUGUGUCGCAAGCACAAUUGCUUAAGAUCUUUGACUUAAGUACGGGAAAAAUACUCAAGUCGAUGAAGAUUUCCUCGCCCGCAUACAUCCUUGACACUGAUUCCACAUCUACUCUUGUGGCUGUCGGUGGUACUGAUGGUAGUGUGACUGUUGUUGAUAUUGAAAACGGGUAUAUUACGCAUUCAUUGAAAGGGCAUGGUGGCACAAUUUCGAGUCUCAAGUUCUAUGGUGAGCGCAACAAUAGCAAGUGGCUCUUGGCGUCGGGUGAUACUAACGGUACCGUCAAAGUUUGGGAUUUAGUGAAAAGGAAAUGUUUGCAUACCACCCAAGAGCACACGACAGCGGUUCGUGGCAUGGACUUCCGUUCAACAGACGAUGAAGAUACCCUGCAAAUGAUCACUGGUGGCAGAGAUGACAUAAUCAACUACUGGGAAUUGAAUAUGAAGAAGAAAUGUAAACUUUUGAAAACAAUUGCUGUUCAUCAGCAAGUCGAAUCAUGUGGGUUUGUCAAUUCACCUGAACGAAAUCUGAUAUAUACAGCAGGUGGUGACGCAGUUUUUCAAAUUGUAUCUCUGCAAAAUGAAGGCAUUAUAAAGAAAACACGGAAGCCUAUAGAGGAACUGUUUAUUGUAGGUGUACUACCAAUUUUAAAUGAUCAACAACUUUAUCUUGUUCUAUCGGAUCAAACUCUGCUUUUGUUGGAUAUGCAAAGGGCUUUGUCAAGUGGCGAGGAAAUUAUGAAAAUAGAAUCACGCAUUGCUGGUAACCACGGUACAGUUGCCGAUAUCAGAGCUGUGGGUCCAGAUUUAGACAAAUUGGCUUUGGCUACAAAUUCGCCUGCACUAAGAAUGAUAUCCAUGCCUAGGGAUUCAAAUGAUACACUGUGUAUUGAUGCUGAAAUUUAUGAAGGACAUGCAGAUCUUUUGAAUUCAUUGGAUGCUACUGAAGACGGAUUAUGGCUUGCAACUGGUUCUAAGGAUAAUUCAGCUAUUUUAUGGCAUUACGAAGUUGCUACUUGUAAGUUUAUAGCGUAUGCCAAAUUUGAGGGUCAUGCCUCGUCGGUUACUGCAGUGGGACUUCCAAAUGUUGUCACUAAAGGAUGGCCAGAGUUUAUCAUAACGGCAUCGAAUGACCUCACUAUCAAAAAGUGGAUAGUUCCCAAACCAACGGGUGGUAAAACUGCCUCUCUUCAAACUGUAAAUGUAUCGGACUAUACGUUCCGUGCUCAUGAAAAGGAUAUCAAUGCGCUUGCAAUUUCACCAAACGACUCUCUUUUUGCGACGGCUUCUUAUGACAAAACAUGUAAAAUUUGGAACUUAGACUCAGGGGAACUGAAAGCUACUUUGGCUAAUCAUAAACGUGGUUUGUGGGAUGUAACAUUUUGUCAGUAUGAUAAAUUCUUGGCUACCUGCUCUGGUGACAAAACCAUUAAAAUAUGGAAUUUAGAUACAUUUGCUGUUGUUAAAUCUUUGGAAGGACACACUAAUGCAGUUCAAAGAUGCUCUUUUAUGAACAAACAGAGGCAGCUAGUAAGUAGUGGUGCAGAUGGCCUUGUCAAAAUUUGGGACUGCUCUACAGGUGAUUGCUUGAAAACGCUGGACGGCCACGGUAAUAGAAUUUGGGCUUUGACAGUUUUGGAAGAUGGAGAUCUUAUUGUAACUGCCGAUGCAGAUGGAGUAUUCCAAUUCUGGAGGGACUCUACAGAAGAACAAAAAGAAUUGGAUGUUGAGAAAGAGAAAUUGAAAGUUGAACAGGAGCAAUCGCUACAAAACUAUCUCGCUGACGGCGAUUGGACGAAUGCGUUCUUGUUGGCAAUCACAUUAGAUCAUCCAAUGAGAUUAUUCAGCGUUUUGAAAAAAUCGAUUUCAAUUCGAGAUAGUGAAACAGAUAGUACUGUUGUUUUCAAUAAGGAGCUUGACCAUACGAUAUCAACGCUUAAUAGCGACCAAUUACUUCUCCUUAUGAAGAGAUGUAGAGAUUGGAAUACGAACGCAAGAACACACUCCGUUGCUCAGAAAACAAUAAAAUGUAUUUUACUUCAACAUAACAUCGCCGAUUUGAGUGAGAUUCCCGGCUUGGUUCGCAUAGUCGAAAGCAUAAUACCCUACACAAAGAGACACGUUUCAAGAAUUGAUAAUUUAGUUGAGCAAAGUUAUAUCCUUGACUAUUCAUUGGUCGAGAUGGAAAAUCUUUUCUGA
This is a messenger RNA of Zygotorulaspora mrakii, 2427 nucleotides long. RefSeq names its product U3 snoRNA-associated protein UTP13 (gene UTP13). Gene Ontology annotation, molecular function: protein binding; U3 snoRNA binding. The record is from RefSeq and is a predicted model, not a curated record. Gene Ontology annotation, biological process: endonucleolytic cleavage to generate mature 5'-end of SSU-rRNA from (SSU-rRNA, 5.8S rRNA, LSU-rRNA); endonucleolytic cleavage in 5'-ETS of tricistronic rRNA transcript (SSU-rRNA, 5.8S rRNA, LSU-rRNA). Gene Ontology annotation, cellular component: nucleolus; 90S preribosome; small-subunit processome. The coding region runs from base 1 to 2427 and encodes 808 amino acids. NCBI's taxonomy places the organism in Eukaryota, Fungi, Ascomycota, Saccharomycetes, Saccharomycetales, Saccharomycetaceae. The transcript has a single exon.